UGGGUGGGUACUGAUCGGUCCCAUUACAACUACCAAAUCCAUAACUGAUUGCAAGCGCAAAACCAUUUGGACGGCAAAACCUCUCCAGCCCACACCAAACUUAUAAUCUUUUGUCGAAUUUCUCGGGCUCUCCAUGGAUGGUGUGGAGUCGGAGGGAGGUUCUCGGACCGCUCAUCAAGUUCCAGAUGUACGAUCAGAUGAGAUGAUUGGCACAGGAAAGAGUACAAACAAAGAUGAUAAAAACAACAAGAACGACAUUACCAAUAAUAGAAGGAAGAAUAAAAGUUCUUCGUAUUUGCCCAAAUUUGGGUGUCUGAGGACGGAAACGGACAAGAAGGGGAAUUUUGAUAUGGAGGUUGAUGUGGAGGGAGAGCCACACGCGCCGUCGCACCUGGUUAUUAUGAUCAACGGCAUCAUUGGCAGUGCUCAAAACUGGAGAUUCGCUGCCAAGCAGUUCCUGAAGCAUUAUCCACGAGACCUUGUUGUUCACUGCAGCGAAAGUAAUUCUUCAAUGUUGACAUUUGAUGGUGUUGAUGUAAUGGGAAAGAGAUUAGCAGAAGAGGUUAUAACAGUUAUAAAACAUCAUCCAACUGUUCAGAAGAUUUCAUUUGUCGGUCAUUCAUUAGGAGGGCUGGUUGCAAGAUAUGCCAUCGCUAAGCUCUACGGGCUAGAUAUAUCAAGGGUUUCUCAGGGAAAUGGAGCUUCCCAAACUGAUGGACUUGGCGACAAGUGCCAUGAAGAGAAGUUUAGAUGUAAAAUUGCUGGACUGGAGCCUGUGAAUUUCAUAACUUCUGCAACCCCGCACCUUGGCUCAAGAGGGCAUAGACAGGUACCAGUAUUUUGUGGAUUCCAAUCACUGGAAAAAGUAGCAGCUCAGACAUCAUGGUUUCUUGGCAGAACUGGAAAACAUCUAUUUUUGACUGAUCAUGAUGAUGGAAGACCUCCACUUCUUGUUCAGAUGGUCAGUGAUGAUGAAGAUCUUAAAUUCAUGUCAGCUUUGCAGUCCUUCCGGCGUCGCAUUGCCUAUGCCAAUACACAUUUUGACCAUCUUGUGGGGUGGAGUUCAUCAUCCAUUCGGCACCGAAGGGAGCUCCCUAAGCGUAAACAUCUCUCAAGAGAUGACAGGUACCCACAUAUUGUGCAUGUGGAGACAUCAAAAGCUACUACCUCCGAACAAGACGUCUCUUUGGAGAACAAGGUUGAUGGAUGCGAAGAUAUUGACAUGGAAGAGGAAAUGCUGAGAGGUUUGUCAAAAUUGAGCUGGGAACGGGUGGAUGUCAACUUCAGUGGAAGUAAGCAAAGAUUUCUGGCACACAGUACCAUUCAAGUAAAAAGCUACUGGAUCAAUUCUGAUGGGGCUGAUGUAAUCCAGCACAUGAUUGACAAUUUUCUCCUAUAACAAUAGCUGCCAUGCCUAGUUAUAUUAGUAGAGCUGCCAGUACCCUGUUUUUCAGAGGGAAUCUGAAUGGACAUGCAUGGGAGGGAGACCAUAUUGAAGAGAGUCCAGGAAACCCAAGGGUAUGAUUGCGCAUAUAAAAGCGGGUGAUUCACCCGUGUUUGUUUAGGAAACUUUUUUGGGGUUUGGGGUGGGAAUUAUUUAUUGUAAGCUUACAGGUAUAUGUAAUGUAUAUAAGUAGUUUUUUUUUUUUUUUGAAAUACUACUGAGAAAUAUGUUUUUCAUUGGAAUCGAACCUUAAACACACAUAUGUUUAGCCCAACCGAUUGUCAAUGAUCAAGCCAUCUCUCGUUGGUAGUAUAUAUGUAGUUUAUUCCUCGAUUGUGGAUC
Tripterygium wilfordii is the source of this 1786-nucleotide messenger RNA. RefSeq names its product putative lipase ROG1. The record is from RefSeq and is a predicted model, not a curated record. The coding region runs from base 134 to 1399 and encodes 421 amino acids. The transcript is spliced from 10 exons. NCBI's taxonomy places the organism in Eukaryota, Viridiplantae, Streptophyta, Magnoliopsida, Celastrales, Celastraceae.